This is a messenger RNA of Hyla sarda, 1633 nucleotides long. RefSeq names its product transcription factor Sox-17-alpha-like. The record is from RefSeq and is a predicted model, not a curated record. NCBI's taxonomy places the organism in Eukaryota, Metazoa, Chordata, Amphibia, Anura, Hylidae. The transcript is spliced from 3 exons. Gene Ontology annotation, biological process: anatomical structure morphogenesis; positive regulation of transcription by RNA polymerase II; angiogenesis. The coding region runs from base 118 to 1266 and encodes 382 amino acids. Gene Ontology annotation, molecular function: DNA-binding transcription activator activity, RNA polymerase II-specific; RNA polymerase II cis-regulatory region sequence-specific DNA binding.
GAAACCAAUGAUGUUCUGGCAUCAGACUCUGCAGAGAAGAUGGAGCUGGAAUACGUCCUGGUGUCUGGACCAGAUGGAGAAUAAAAGAAAAGACAACAGAGAAGACGGCUCUCAGACAUGAGCAGCCCUGAUGGUGGAUACGCCAGUGACGACCAGCUCCAGGGAAAGUGCUCAGUGCCAGUCAUGAUGCCAGGUCUGGGCCAGUGCCAGUGGACACCAGACACCAUGAAUUCUUCUAUGGGGGAAACCAAAAGCAAGUGUGAAACUUCCAAUCCCAGGAGUAAAUCCGAAGCCCGAAUCCGCCGUCCUAUGAAUGCAUUUAUGGUGUGGGCUAAAGACGAGCGCAAGAGACUGGCCCAGCAGAACCCAGAUCUACACAAUGCUGAGCUCAGUAAGAUGCUAGGGAAAUCCUGGAAAUCUCUCACGUUGCCCGAGAAGCGACCCUUUGUGGAGGAAGCUGAGAGACUACGAGUACAACACAUGCAGGAUCAUCCCAACUAUAAGUACAGACCCAGGAGGAGAAAGCAGGUGAAGAGGAUGAAGAGGGCAGACAGUGGCUUCAUGCACAUGUCAGAGCAGGCUGAUCCCACCAUACUGGGCACUGAUGGCAGGAUGUGUGUGGACAACUUCAACCUUGGGUAUCCAGAGCAGUCCUACCACCCCGGCCAACUAUCCCAGGGUGGUCAUCACUUCAGAGAGUCUCAAGUCAUGGGUGCCCACUAUGAAAGCUACAGCUUGCCUACACCUGAAACGUCACCUCUGGAUAUACCCGAGUCUGAGCAUACAUUCUUCACAUCUCCUGUCCAAGAAGAUUGCCCUAUGAUUCCCUAUGGUUACAAUGCAGCAUAUGCGUCUCACCAGCAGAGUCCUGCCACUACCAUGCUUGGUAGGCAUGUUCCACAGACUGAACAAAUCGGACAAGGAAGCCCUGUACAAAGUAUGAUGGGAUGCCAGACCCCUCCACAUAUGUACUACAGCCAAAUGUACAUGCCCAAUGCCGCUAGACAUCACCCAGUCCCACAAGUUAGUCAACCCUCUCCUCCACCAGAGUCCCAACAGAUCGCUAGAGUAGACCAAGUGCAGCAGAAUGAAAUGAUAAGUGAGGUGGACAGGACUGAAUUUGAGCAAUAUCUUAGUUAUAUGGCUAAGUCAGAUGUAGGGAUGCAUUACCUAGCACAGGAGCAGACUGCAGAGAACGGCCUCAUAUCCUCCGUAUUGUCAGAUGCCAGCACUGCUGUCUACUACUGUAGUUACUCCAACGUAUGAGAGACUGUUUCCUGCUACUCUGCAUUUCCUGUGGUGUUCUCAGCAAGGAUUUCCAGCUCUUGGGAAUCAACUUUAUUACUUCAAGUCGUUUCAGACUUACAAAAUGUAUGGGAAGAAACUAAAAUAAUGUAAGUACUGACUAAUUUAUGUAAAUUAUUACAUAUGAACUAAUAGGACUUCCCCCGGACUAUGCGACUUACAAGACCUAGUCACAUUUUAUCUCUAGUCUUCAUUGAAUGCAAUGCAACUUCUUAUGUGUACAUGUACACGACCACUUUGUAUACUUAUGAUUUUUUUUUCAGAAAACAAAAAUAACUUUUUAUAGUGAUUUUAUUUUGCACUUUUUUUCAAAUAAAGAGUCAAUAUG